AGCACCGACCGGAGCGAGCAGGCGGAGACGGAAGACCUUAGGGGCAAUGCGCCACGGGGGCGAGCGCGCAGGCGCUCUCUAGGAUCCCGCUGCAGGCGCGAGUCUCAACUUGCAGCAGGCGGCGGGGCUACUUCUUCAUAGACAUUUAAAAAAAAUCACUAUUUAACUCUUUGGAAGCAAAGCAUCACUUAAAAUCCUAAUUCCAAAGAACUGGCAACAUUCUGUGACCAAGAGAAGAAGUGACUGACUGCAUGUUGAAAGUAUCCUGGCUCUGGCCCUGUUUUUUCCUCCCUGUGUUUGAAGAAACAUGGAGAAAUGGUACUUGAUGACAACUGUGGUCUUGAUAGGACUGACAGUACGGUGGACAGUUUCUCUUAAUUCUUAUUCAGGUGCUGGAAAACCCCCUAUGUUUGGUGAUUAUGAAGCUCAGAGACACUGGCAAGAAAUUACUUUUAAUUUACCAGUCAAACAGUGGUACUUUAACAGCAGUGAUAACAAUUUACUGUAUUGGGGAUUGGAUUAUCCACCUCUUACAGCUUAUCACAGUCUUUUGUGUGCAUAUGUGGCAAAGAUUAUAAAUCCAGACUGGAUUGCUCUCCACACCUCACGUGGAUAUGAGAGUGAGGCACACAAGCUCUUCAUGCGUGCAACAGUGUUAAUUGCUGACUUGCUGAUUUAUAUACCUGCAGUGGUUCUGUACUGUUGUUGUUUAAAAGAAAUGUCAAGUAAGAAAAAGGUUGCUAAUGCAUUAUGCAUAUUGCUGUAUCCAGGCCUUAUUCUUAUUGACUACGGACAUUUUCAGUACAAUUCUGUGAGUCUAGGCUUUGCCUUGUGGGGCGUUCUUGGAGUCUCGUGUCACUGGGACGUGCUAGGAUCACUGGCAUUUUGCUUAGCUCUAAACUAUAAACAGAUGGAACUGUAUCACUCCUUGCCAUUUUUUUGCUUUUUACUUGGCAAGUGUUUUAAAAAAGGUCUGAAAGGAAAAGGGUUUGUGUUGUUAAUUAAGCUGGCUUGUACGGUUGUGGCUUCCUUCAUUGUCUGCUGGCUGCCAUUCUUUUCGGAAAAGGAACAAACCCUGCAGGUUCUAAGAAGGCUUUUCCCAGUCGAUCGUGGAUUAUUUGAGGAUAAAGUAGCCAAUCUCUGGUGCAGCUUAAGUGUCUUUCUGAAGAUCAAGGAUAUUUUGCCACGUCACACUCAGUUAAUAAUCAGCUUUUGUUUUACAUUUUUGAGCCUGCUUCCUGCAUGUAUAAAAUUAACACUCCAGCCCUGUCCCAAAGCAUUCAGAUUUUCUCUGGUUACCUGUGCACUAUCAUUCUUUUUAUUUUCUUUCCACGUACAUGAAAAGUCCAUUCUCUUGGUAUCAUUACCUGUCUGCUUAGUUCUAAGUGAAAUUCCUUUUAUGUCUACUUGGUUUUUACUUGUGUCAACAUUUAGUAUGCUCCCUCUUCUGUUGAAGGAUGACCUCCUAAUGCCCACAGUUGUAACAGUGAUGGCAUUUUUUAUAGCAUGUGCAACUUCCUUUUCCAUUUUUGAAAAGACUUCAGAAGAAGAACUACAGCUGAAAUCCUUUUCCAUUUCUGUGAGGAAAUAUCUUCCGUGUUUUACAUUUCUUCCCAGAAUUAUACAACAUUUGUUUCUUAUGUCAGUAAUCACAAUGGUCCUUCUGACACUGAUGACUGUAACGCUGGAUCCUCCUCAGAAAUACCCAGACUUAUUUUCUGUAUUGGUGUGUUUUGUGUCCUUCCUGAAACUCCUGUUCUUCCUGGUGUACUUUAACAUUGUAAUCAUGUGGGAUUUCAAAAAUGGAAGAAAUCAGAAGAAAGUCAACUAGCUAUAUCCCCAAAUGUGAAAAUGUUAACAGUGCUAAAAAGUUUUGUGAACUUUUUGCUAUGUACAAAUAAAAUGAUCAUUUUGAGAAUUA
Phyllostomus discolor (pale spear-nosed bat) is the source of this 1921-nucleotide messenger RNA. RefSeq names its product ALG6 alpha-1,3-glucosyltransferase (gene ALG6). Bases 308 to 1831 code for a protein of 507 amino acids. Gene Ontology annotation, cellular component: endoplasmic reticulum membrane. Gene Ontology annotation, biological process: protein N-linked glycosylation. The record is from RefSeq and is a predicted model, not a curated record. Gene Ontology annotation, molecular function: dolichyl pyrophosphate Man9GlcNAc2 alpha-1,3-glucosyltransferase activity. NCBI's taxonomy places the organism in Eukaryota, Metazoa, Chordata, Mammalia, Chiroptera, Phyllostomidae. The transcript is spliced from 15 exons.